Messenger RNA from Aspergillus pseudotamarii, 2375 nucleotides. RefSeq names its product cytochrome P450. Gene Ontology annotation, molecular function: monooxygenase activity; heme binding; oxidoreductase activity, acting on paired donors, with incorporation or reduction of molecular oxygen. The transcript has 2 exons. Gene Ontology annotation, biological process: ergosterol biosynthetic process. Lineage: Eukaryota; Fungi; Ascomycota; Eurotiomycetes; Eurotiales; Aspergillaceae. Bases 174 to 1697 code for a protein of 507 amino acids. The record is from RefSeq and is a predicted model, not a curated record.
CUUCUGUUUUGACUCCUCAUGGUUAUGGGUUAGGGUUCCAUCCAGAUUAGGCAUACACAUUGUGCAGCGUAGAUCCAAAUGGCCUCGCUAAUUUCCUUAUUAUAGUCAGUAAUCUUCUGAAUCCUCGUACUCCUCUUCCUCUUCUUUCUGGUCUUCGUGCUCCUCCUCGCAGAAUGGCAUCCUUCACUCUUGUCAGCGCCUACGCGGCUGCUGGCGUGCUGACAAUCAUCGUCUUAAAUGUCUUGCGCCAGCUCCUGUUUCGUAAGAAGACUGAUCCACCCCUUGUUUUCCACUGGAUCCCUUUCCUGGGUAGUACCGUUACCUAUGGGAUGGACCCCUAUGCGUUUUUCUUUUCUUGCAGACAAAAGUAUGGCGACAUCUUUACCUUCAUAUUGCUUGGUCGAAAGAUCACAGUAUAUCUGGGCAUUCAAGGCAACGAAUUCAUCCUCAAUGGCAAGCUGAAGGAUGUCAAUGCCGAGGAGAUCUAUAGCCCGCUCACUACGCCAGUCUUUGGCUCCGACAUUGUGUAUGAUUGUCCAAACUCAAAGCUUAUGGAGCAGAAAAAAUUCAUCAAGUUUGGCCUCACUCAGGCUGCACUGGAGUCGCAUGUACCAUUGAUCGAAAAAGAAGUGCUUGAUUACCUCAAGACAUCGCCCAACUUCAAGGGGACAUCUGGCAGGGUGGAAGUCACGGGUGCCAUGGCUGAAAUCACUAUCUUCACUGCCGGGCGGGCACUGCAAGGCGAGGAGGUUCGCAAAAAGCUCACUGCGGAGUUCGCAGAUUUGUAUCAUGACCUUGAUCGGGGGUUCACUCCAAUCAACUUCAUGCUUCCGUGGGCACCGCUGCCGCGUAACCGCAAGCGGGAUGCAGCCCAUGUGCGCAUGAGGGAGAUCUAUAUGGACAUCAUCAACGAGCGCCGCAAGAACCCGGACCGGGAGACAUCGGACAUGAUCUGGAACCUCAUGCAUUCUACCUACAAGAAUGGACAGCCUGUGCCGGACAAGGAGAUCGCCCAUAUGAUGAUCACUUUACUAAUGGCAGGUCAGCACUCAUCGUCAUCCAUUAGCUCUUGGAUCAUGCUACGACUAGCCUCUGAGCCCGCAGUCAUGGAAGAACUCUAUCAGGAACAAAUCACAAAGCUCAGCCCGGAUGGAAGUACCCUUCCGCCACUGCAGUACCGCGAUCUGGACCUUCUGCCCCUUCAUCAGAAUCUCAUCAAGGAAACUCUACGCUUACACCUUUCCAUUCACUCUCUCAUGCGCAAGGUCAAGAACCCGAUGCCGGUUCCUGGCACACCCUACGUCGUCCCCGCAGACCACGUCCUACUAGCAUCUCCCGGUGUGACCGCUCUCAGUGAUGAAUACUUCCCCAACGCAUCCCGCUGGGAUCCCCAUCGCUGGGAGAACCGAGUUGAGAAGGAAGAUGAAGAGGACAUGGUCGACUACGGUUAUGGCACUGUGUCCAAAGGAACAUCCAGUCCUUAUUUGCCCUUUGGCGCUGGCCGCCAUCGUUGCAUUGGAGAGAAAUUUGCCUACGUUAACCUGGGAGUAAUUGUGGCGACCAUGGCGCGGCACAUGAAGCUAUUCAAUGUAGAUGGCAAGAAAGGGGUACCUGCCACAGACUACUCCUCCAUGUUCUCCGGUCCCUCGAAACCAGCGAUUAUUGGUUGGGAGCGCCGCUUCUCGGAAAAGUCAUGAGCCCUAGUUAAAGCCUUCCCUUGGGAAGCCGAUCUGUUCGAUCAAAGCAGUCCCUAUCGUCGGCUUUUUUACCGCCGUGUAACAUAGUCAUCUUUCUGAAGCCUAUCUAGAGACAGCUAUAGUUGGCACCGCACCCUGAAAAGGAUAUGUAUAAUGUUAGCAUUAGAUACUAUUAUUAAUAAUGUUAUAUCCACAGCAUGGUGAGCAAGUGCCCUGGUAGACCUGUCAGCAAGAGCAGACAAUGUUGCAAUAAUGGGAGAUUACGAUAAGAAAAAAAAUCAUACUGUCACAUGGUUAUUUAUGAAUGCGUGAAAGACAGGAGCCUACGAAUUGGAUGGUAGCAAAAAUCCCAAGAGAGUAAGUACCUGCGUCAAUACCAAGUCCGCGUAACCAGUAAACCGUGUAUGUAAGAUACCACACUUUCAGCCUACCAUUGAGGGUAAUACAGAGCUUAAAACCUAUUGCAUGAUUAGAAUACGUAUAACUAAGGUCAAAUACAUACUAAUUUGGCAAUGAGGAAGCGGGAUACGCUGUCCCACGAGUCAAUGAGCGGUGGCGCAAGCCAACAAGUUGAGGCUGAGGGCUUGCCAGCUCAGCGGCGGAUAUUGAUUUAUGUCAAAAUAAGAAUGAUGGUGAGCGUGUGAUCAAGAAUACUUACGGGCCGUUGGAUCAGUUUCA